This is a messenger RNA of Neolamprologus brichardi, 947 nucleotides long. It is a transcript of the gene chlsn, whose product is annotated as cholesin. NCBI's taxonomy places the organism in Eukaryota, Metazoa, Chordata, Actinopteri, Cichliformes, Cichlidae. The record is from RefSeq and is a predicted model, not a curated record.
CUUCCUGGUUGACUUUCCACGCGCCUGUGUGCUUUCCAGAGUUUGGCACGCAACGCAGCUCAGGAGUAAUUUAUCUCAUGGCCAAGGACAAAUCGUUGAAAUCAAAACCUCAUAAGAGGAAGGAUCUGGGUCCAUCUGAUGACAGUACAGAAAUAAUGGACACUGAAGUAAAUACGAAGAGGAAAAAGAUGGAUGCAGAUGAGGCUCCUGCUCACAUGUCUCAGCUAACAAACACAACAGAUGAUAAAAAACGGAAAAAGAACAAGAAGAGCAAAAAGGAACAAGUGAACCAAACCGUAGAGCAAGCAGAGGUUCUUGAUCCACCCAGCUGUCCUGAGGGGACAGCUGAGGCAGAGGGGCUCGAGGACUUGAGUCCCGAGGAGAAGAGGGUCCUGGAGAGGAAGCUGAAGAAGAUUCGGAAAAAGGAGGAGAAGAAAAGGCUCAAAGCGGAGGGAGUGACUUUGGAGCAAACAAAACCAUCUGGACCCAGUGCACAACAGCAGGCCUUAGACUACCUCACGUGCUGGGCUGAAAACCGUUUACAGUGGAAGUUCCAGAAGACGAGGCAGACGUGGUUACUGCAGCACCUCUUUGAUUCUGAAAAGAUUCCAGACGACACGUUUUCGGUGCUGCUUCAGUACCUGGAAGGGCUUCGUGGAAGUGGGAAGGACACAACUGUGCAGAAGGCCUUAUCCCUGGUGGAGGAAUCUGGAAAAGCACCAGAAGAUACAGUCGUCCAGCAGAGGGCACACAGAGCCAGAGAAGUUAUCCAGCUAUUAUCCUGAGCCACAAAUAUUACAGAGAAACUCGCAAAAAGACUUUGUUCACAGGACUGAAGGAUCGGCCUGAUCUAAGGCUUGGGCUAAAGAGGUUUUAAAUGUAACGGUCCCUGUUUGUGUUGCCAGUAUUAUUCACCUGUUUUAAUAAUUAAAAGUGUUACUUUAUCA